AUGGCCCCCGCCCGCAGCCACCUCGCCCCAGCGGCCCUCUACGCCGCGGCCCUCCUGCUGCCCGCCGCCUCCGCCAACUUCGGCAACAGCUUCUACCUCGGGCCCUGGGACGGCGCCGCCUACAUCACCAAGGCGACCUACUCGCUCGCCGCGCCGGCCGUCAUCCAGGGCUACGACACCUCCGACAAGUCCCUGUGGAUCUCCAUCUGGGUCGGCGUCCAGCCCAACGUCCCGGACGUCUCGCAGGCCAACCUCGUCCAGCCCCUGCUCAACUGGUGCGCCGACCAGGCGUCGUGCGGGUGCGACGCCGGCGCCGACGAGUGGUGCGUCACCGCCAGCACGUACACGCCCGAGGGCCAGACCGGAAACGCCUAUGUCGCCGUGCCCAAGGACGCGAAGCUCGAUUUUGAGAUCGCCGUCAACGCAGACACAAAGAAGAUCGACCAGAAGGUGACCCUGAACGGCAAGGUGGUCUCCGAGCUGUCUGACUCCCAGGGAAUGAAGCCCCAGAUCAUCUACAGCGCCAACGAGUGCUCCACGGACGGUUGCGGCACGCUGCCCGACUUCAGCUGGGACAACGUCACCAUCACGCUGAGCGAGGCCAAGAAGGACCUCGGCACCAUCAUCUCCUACCACGGCGCCUCCUCCUCCGGCCUCAAGACCACCGACGGUGGCGUCACGUGGCACGCCGACUCCAUUUCCAUGGGCAAGGACACCGACUGGAGCAUCCAGUAA
Messenger RNA from Diaporthe citri, 735 nucleotides. RefSeq lists its product as uncharacterized. Bases 1 to 735 code for a protein of 244 amino acids. The record is from RefSeq and is a predicted model, not a curated record. NCBI's taxonomy places the organism in Eukaryota, Fungi, Ascomycota, Sordariomycetes, Diaporthales, Diaporthaceae. The transcript has 3 exons.